AUGUGUCUGUGUCUUCUAACCACAGUUGCGGUUAGUAAGGCUGUGUGUCCCACUCUCUGCGAUGCUCUGCUGGUACGAGACCGAGACGAUGUGAAGAAGUAUCUGCAGUGCUCCGACCCCACCCCUUGGUUCAAUAAUACGUUCAGACGGGCGUUCUUCAACUGUUUGCGUGGUUCGCCCCAUGAGACGUUUGACCACCCUGUGGCCAUACUUAUGAUUGUGGCAUCCUCUGACCCCGAUCCCGUACACUUCCUGCAGAACUCAUACAAUCCAGGCAUGCGAGGUGCGCGCAGAGCUUGA
This is a messenger RNA of Sphaeroforma arctica JP610, 300 nucleotides long. RefSeq lists its product as hypothetical. Gene Ontology annotation, cellular component: cytoplasmic vesicle; phagophore assembly site; TRAPPIII protein complex. The coding region runs from base 1 to 300 and encodes 99 amino acids. The transcript is spliced from 3 exons. Gene Ontology annotation, biological process: protein localization to phagophore assembly site; endoplasmic reticulum to Golgi vesicle-mediated transport. The record is from RefSeq and is a predicted model, not a curated record. Lineage: Eukaryota; Ichthyosporea; Ichthyophonida.